GAUUCUCAACCUUGGCUGCAUGCCGGAAUCACCUGAAGAGCUUUGACAUUGAUACCCGGGGGCCUCUCUGAGGAGUGAGAUUGAAAAGAUCUGAAGGUGAUCCUAAAGGGCAACCAAGGCAAAGAACCAUUAAACUAGAGCUCCAAGGGAGACUUGAGAUUACAGAAAGAAUGCGAUUAAGUACUACGUCAGGAACUAGUCUACACUUGCACCCAAAGUAUCUAAGUUGCCUACCAUAGGCAAGGCAUUGUCACAAAUAUAAAUAAGACAGUUAUUACCCCAAAUGAACUCACAGUCCAAUGGGAAAAUCAGAAUUGGAAAUUACAACACAAAGCCAUACGUUCUUUAAUUAUGUCACUUCCCAGACACUAUGGGGGUUCAACAGAGCAAGUAAUUAUGGCUGAGAAAGCUAGAAGAGGUUUUCUGUAACUGUAUAGACGUACCCUCCCGACAGACUCGGGAGCGUUACGCCCAAGCGCCCCAAGACCCGCCAAGCCACCAGGUGGCAGGCGCCGCUCGUCCCACCCCUCCGACCCGCCCGGAACACUGGUUCCAGCGACCCCCGCGCGGAAGUCGUCUGCGCAGGCUCAGGACGGGUCUCCGGCGGCCGGGCUGGGGCGGGGGCGUCUCUUGGAUCUUUGCGGGUUCAGAGACCCUCCGGCGCACACGGGACAGAGUGGAGAGUUGUCCCUCCGUCUGCCUGCCUCCGAGGGGCUGUGGGGGCUUGGAGCUGGGCGCAGAGUUGCAGGGCCGGUCCGUUCCCUGUGAGGGUCUCCCCGGAGUCCCUGCUGUCUCAGGGCAUUAGAGGGGCGCGCGGCACCGAGGUCGCUGGUGUGCCUGUGGCCGUGUCUGCUGCUGGUCUGCGUGGGAUCUGGGUUCCAGAUCCUGGUCCCGGGGAGGAGGGCUGCGGAGCGGAGCCGGUGGGCGGCGGCAGGGCUUGUGAGGGGUGUGGAAGAGCACCGCUCCCACCAGCCGCGCCCCGCGCCGGGAGGCAGGUCCAGGUUUGACAGCUCUGCUUCGGGCCCUGCGGGUCCGCUGGGCAUCGUCUCGCGGAGUGGGAAUGCCCCGUUUUACCCAACUUGCUCGCUUCUCCCUGAACCCCGGGAGGACUGCAGAGCUGCGACCAAAGGAUAGAGACUUGGACCUAGUCAAAGGACAUCGUCCCUGAGCCCCAGCUAUGGGCUCCACAGCAUCAGGUUUGGCUCUCGAGGGUGCCGCGGGCCAGAAGCCGUCUUGGGGAGUUAGUACCGAGCCUCGUAGGAGGAGGACCCUACGAAGGGGCUGGAUAAGGGGCAGGAUCUGCAACCGCCUACCCUGUGGUGGUGUCUAACCUUUCAGGCUCAGGAGCAUGAGGUCCCAGCACCCAGAGACCAUGAUGAAGGUGGAGGGGAGACUUGUCCCAAAGGCCAGAGGAGAGAGAGUAGAGCAGGAGGGGGUCUCUUCCUGCUGUGACAGGGAGAAGGCAAACAAACCUAUGAAAGAGUGGCCCUUGGCCAGGGACCAGAGGACAGUGGCUCCAUUUGGAGCCUUGCCACCCAUUUCCUUUAUCGCUUCAUUAAGUGAUAAUGUUCUUACAGCUCUUCCAGAUCAGCUGUGUACAAGAUCAGCAGUGCACACGGUGGGCCUCUUCUGUGACCAACCCCCUCCCACUCGUGUUGGGGACAGCACAGUCCAAGUGACCCAGGAGGUUUUAAGCCAUUUCUUUCUUUAGAAUCUCCUGUCCUUCACCAAGUGGGCAUUUUAAUUUGACUUUUUAUUCUUCAGUGCACAUGCUCAAGGUCAGAGAACUGGCCAAUGGCAGAAGUGGGCCAAAUCUCUGGGACUUCCACCCCCUCUCUUUUCCUGUAUGCCUUCUGGUCUGUAGACCAGCAGCACAGGCAUCACCUGGAAGCUCUUAAGAAAUGCAGACUCUCAGGCUCUACCUCGCAUGCACUGAACCAGUCUGUUUAGCAAGAUCCUCAGGAAUCCAUACGCACAUUAAAGUUUGAGAAGUGCUGACCUGUGCUAUACUAUGCUGCCUGCCUGCCUCUGCUUUUGAUGUUGGUGGUGGCCUUAACUAUUUCUUUGGUGUGGUUAAGGUUAGUUUUUUGUUUGAAGGCUUUAAAAACAGUAUGAUACAAAGCUCUAUAAUAGAGGGGGCUCUCAAAAUACACUGCAGAGACCUGAUAGUGCUUGAGAACACCGAGGGCAGCUUUUCAGGAAGAGCUGGCCUCUGGGGUUCCCAAGGAUAAGCGGAGAGGUGUAACUUCUUCCAUUGAGGCCUAUAACCCUACGUGGCCUUGUCCUGGGCCUUAUUUUGUAUUGUUAACCUGUCUUAUACCCUCAGUGUACAUUUAAAGUUCCUUGAAGCUCCUCUCCAUGUUUAUAUUUUCAAAAGGUCUGGAGGACCUACAUAUUGGCGACCUAGUAAAUAACUCUCAAAUGGAGUGGCCAGACUGUGGUCACUUCAGCUCGCUGCAGCUUGCUGUGGCCUAUAGGCAGGUGGGGACCUUAUGCAGCUGUACAAGGGCAGCCUCUGCCCUGCCCCUCAGCUCCCUUUGACCCAGUGUUGUCCCCAGAACCAUGGAGGUGACACGCUGACAUGGGGAGUCUGGGAGCUGUAAAUCCCAUGAGGGUUAGCCUUCCUCAUGGCUCCUUUUACCUUCCUAGUUCUCCCUUCUCAGGACCCUGCUCUUCCUCCAGAGGGAUACACAGGAGAAAAGGGAACAGCCAGUUUACUCCUGAAAGCCAGGCCCCAGGACCUGAUGACAUUUGAGGAUGUGGCUGUGGAAUUCACCUGGUGGGAGUGGGGGCAGCUGGACACUGCUCAGAAGGACCUGUACCGGGAGGUGAUGUUGGAGAACUUCAGGAACCUGGCCUCCCUGGGGUUUCCAGUGUCCAAACCACAUGUGAUCUGCCAGUUGGAGAAAGGGGAAGAGCCUUAUAUGAUGGAAAGAGAAGUCUCAACAGGGGCCCACCCAGACUGGGAGAGAAGGCCUCAGGCCAAGGAAUCAAUACUAAGUCAAGGAAUUUCCAAAGAAUUACUGCAGACAGCAUCAGUGGGAAAACACAUUAGAGAUGAACUCUGGUGUUCCAGACUGGGAGCAGCUUGUGGUUGUGAAGACCAGUUAGAGAUGCACCCCCCAAAACAGGAGAGACAUCUGAAUGAAACGUCACUUACUCACAAAUCUGCCACCCUUUGGAGAGAUCAUGAAUGGAGUGAAUUUGGGACAAGUUUAGGCCUAAGAUCAGUCCUUGUUAACCAGCACUGUGUUCCCACGGGAGAAGGACCCCAUAAAUGUGACACAGAGUUCAGACAGACUUCAGGGAGAAAUGACUCUCAGAGAACCCAUCCAGGGAAGAAAUCUUGCAAAUGUAAUGAAUGUGGGAAGCUAUUCCAUUUCCAAUCAGAACUGAGGCGCCAUCAGAGAUGUCACACUGGAGAAAAGCCCUAUGAAUGCAAUGAAUGUGGAAGGGCCUUUGGUCAUAUUUCGUCCCUUAUUAAACAUCAGAGGACGCACACUGGAGAAAAGCCCUAUGAAUGCAGCGAAUGCGGGAGAGCCUUCAGCCAGAGUUCAUCUCUUGUUCUACACUACAGAUUUCACACUGGAGAGAAACCCUACAAAUGUAACGAAUGCGGCAGGGCCUUUGGUCAUACUUCAUCCCUGAUUAAACAUCAGAGAACACAUACUGGAGAAAAGCCCUAUGAAUGCAGGGAAUGUGGGAGAACUUUCAGCCAGAGCUCCUCUCUCAUUGUACAUUACAGAUUUCACACUGGAGAGAAACCCUACAAAUGUAAUAGAUGUGGGAGAGCCUUCAGCCAGAGUUCAUCUCUCACUCAACACUACAGAUUUCAUACCGGCGAGAAGCCCUACAAAUGUAACGAAUGUGGAAGAGCCUUUGCUCACACCGCGUCCCUUAUUAAACAUCAGAAAAGUCAUGCUGGAAAAAAAUCCCUAUGAAUGCAGCCAACGGAGGAAGGCUUUAAGCUGGAGCACACACACCACUGAACCUCAGAGAAUAUGUAUUAGAAAGAGAUCCUCUGUGCAUACAGUGUGUGGGAAACUUUUGUUGGCGGACACAUCUCGUUCAACAUCACACAGGACACACCAAACAGAAGCCCUGUUAAUAUCAAGAGAAGGAGUGGGCUUUCGUCACACCUCCUCCCUUAUCAAACACGGGAGAAUUCAAACUAGUAACAGACUGUGAAUGUAAGGUUAUGUUUACAGGUGACACACGACCUGAAAGCAACUGGUUAAAAAGUUUUCUUUUUAAAAUGUAUUUACCACUGUUAAUUUAAGAUAGGAAGCAAUUUGUCUGUAUCACAAUGAGUAGUUUAUGGAAAAUUUAGCUGAUAUCCAUCUAAAAUCAUCUGGUGCCACCAAGUGGCCAUCUUGGGAGCACUGGUGAUGAUCUGAGCGAAGGUUAUGGUCUUUUAAACAUUCUUGUUUUUCAGAAUCAUUGUCUAAACAUUGAUAUUCUAUAAUGCCCUCCUUGAAUUCCUCUAGAGAUUUACCCUUUGAGGGUUUAGUUACCUCCCCUUGGUUAAGGCAGCUUGUUUGGCAUAAUAAUCUGCUAGGGCAUUUCCGUUCACCUUCACAUGAGCCUCGGCCUUUAUAAUAACCACCUUUCUAGGAAACAGGAGUGAAUGCAUAAGUUCUUCAGCUUAUAGUCCAUGUCUGAUGGGGGUUCUGGGGGAGGUUAGGGAACCUUCUUUGUUUUAAAGCAUCUCAAGUCAUGUACUCAUCUCAUCUGUGUCUAUGCUUAUUCUCUGGUCUUUGGCUGGUUGACAAACUGUACACAGUAAGUGCUGCCAUCGGGGCUGAUUGUAACUCACGUGAAGGACUAUAUUCCAGAAAGAACUUAAAUUAGUGACACUAUCCUACUUGAUAACCUUCAGUUUUACUUUUGAGAUAUGAUUCAUCAACAAAAAAUAUUCAGAAUUCUUUUUUUUAGUAACUUAUUUACUUUUGCAGAGAAAUAAUUAGGCUUAUUUAUUUAUUUUUUUU
Messenger RNA from Vicugna pacos (alpaca), 4988 nucleotides. RefSeq names its product zinc finger protein 514 (gene ZNF514). Gene Ontology annotation, biological process: regulation of transcription by RNA polymerase II. Gene Ontology annotation, molecular function: DNA-binding transcription factor activity, RNA polymerase II-specific; RNA polymerase II cis-regulatory region sequence-specific DNA binding. The record is from RefSeq and is a predicted model, not a curated record. NCBI's taxonomy places the organism in Eukaryota, Metazoa, Chordata, Mammalia, Artiodactyla, Camelidae.